AUGACUGAAAAGGGCUACAGAGCUAUUGCCCAUGAAAAAAGGCUGCGGAGGAGUCAAAAGAUUCCUACCGCGUGGAGGCUCGACGAAGAAAAUCCUCAUGAGUCUAUUAAUCCUUUGGAUGUACCGAUUACUUGUGGUAUUUUAAGCAAUACUGAGAUCGAUAUCACGUCCAAAUAUGACGCAACAAGCUUGCUAAUGGGCAUCAAGAAUGGUACAUGGUCUGUUGAGCAAGUCACGACAGCGUUUUGCAAGCGGGCAGCUAUCGCUCACCAGAUGAUAAAUUGUUUGACGGAAAUCUUUUUCGACGAGGCAAUCGAGCGUGCUCGCCAACUUGAUAACCAGCGACAAGAUUUCAUAGGCGGCAAGGGAUUCCCUCCGCUGUUCGGCUUGCCUAUCUCGAUCAAAGAUACUUUCCAAAUUCAAGGCCAUGAUACAUCAACUGGUUUAGCUUGCUACGUUAAUGCACCGGCAAAAGAACAUAGUGCUAUCGCCGCCAUGUUGCUUGACCUCGGUGCCGUCCUUUAUUGCAAGACAAAUGUUCCGCAGACUGUCAUGACCGGGGAUAGUGAUAACAAUGUGUUUGGUAGGACACUCAACCCCAGAAAUACCUCAAUGACUGCAGGUGGUAGCACAGGUGGCGAGGGCGCCCUACUUGCUCUUAGAGGAAGCAUCCUUGGGGUUGGUACUGAUAUCGGUGGAAGCAUACGUGUGCCAUCUGUUUGUAACGGAAUUUAUGGAAUGAAACCAAGUGCAGGCCUGAUUCCUCACGGUGGUACUCGAGAGCUUACAGUGCCGGGCACAGAUGGAGUGCGAUCGAGUGUUGGGCCAAUGGCAACCACGUUCCGGGACUGUGCUCUCUUUCUUAAGUCCAUCAUGCAGGCUGACACGUGGAAAUAUGAUAGCAAUGUCGUCUCAUUGCCAUGGAGGGAUCUAAAGCCCAGCAAAAGCUUACGAAUUGGCCUGGUCGAAGACGAUGGUUUCUAUACACCAGUGCCCCCCGUGAGAAGGGGCUUGAAGAAGGCAGUUGACAAGCUUCAACUAAGCAACGACGUGGAAAUUGUUUCCUUGACUCUACCGAAGAGCGAUGGUUGGUAUGAUGAUUUGCUUUCUUAUUUUUCUUUGCUGGGCAAUGAGCACUACCUUGAACAGCUUAACAGAACAGGAGAGCCAUUGGUGCCAUCGGUCAAAGCACUUGGCCUCUUGUCCGGGGAGAAAUCAUCCUUCUUGUCGGGACAGAAAACAACUCUCCAAGGAUUCUUCGACUUGAAUGUCCGUCGGGCAGAAGCCGCAAGCACCUAUCGUCGAUUCUUUCGUGACAACAAUUUGGAUGCUAUUCUAAUGCCCCCUGCACCUCAUACUGCGCUGCCUUUGGAUACUUGGGCCACGGUGACUUCCACAGGCUUGUGGAACUACCUGGACUACCCGGCAGUAGUGAUUCCUGUAGAUUUUGUGGCGGAUUCAGAUUCCAUUGACGAUGCCAGUAAUGCGAAAUACGGCCAUCAGGAUACCCAACUUUACAAGCUCUAUACUGGACCCAAAUUUUACAAAGGGCUUCCAAUCGCUGUUCAGUUGGUCGGCUACCGGCAUCAAGACGAGGCGCUGGCUGCUACAGCUGGGGUAUUGGAUUCAAUCAUCAAUGGCGAGUAA
Messenger RNA from Trichoderma aggressivum f. europaeum, 1647 nucleotides. RefSeq lists its product as uncharacterized. The coding region runs from base 1 to 1647 and encodes 548 amino acids. The transcript has 4 exons. The record is from RefSeq and is a predicted model, not a curated record. Lineage: Eukaryota; Fungi; Ascomycota; Sordariomycetes; Hypocreales; Hypocreaceae.